CGCCUGUCCGUCGGGCCCCAGCACCAGCGGGAGCUCAGCGCAACCAGAGUGCUCGCUGUGGUCGCCGUCCAUCCGUGCCACCCGGCGCUGCAGUGGGGCCAGGCGGGCUGGCAGACGCCCUGAUGCUUUGACGCCGCCCAUCCCUCCCUCCAUCCGCCAACUGGCCCGGCCUGACCGAUCUCGCCAAACCGACCAGGCAACCGGGAAGAAAGGAAAGAAGGCGAGGCGACGUGGGACGGGACGGCCCCGCCGGAGGAAUGGCCUCGCAUCGCGAGUAACGGGAGCGGCGAGACCGCCGGGGGCUGCAGGCGGAGCACCAGAACCGCGGGGCCUCCCGACCGGCUCCCGCCGGCCCCAGCCCGGCCCGGCCAUGCUCUUCCACAGUCUGGCCGGCUCGGAGAUGCAGGGCGUCAUCGACGAGAUGGACCGGCGAGCCAAAGGCGAGGCGCCCGCCAUCAGCUCGGCCAUAGACCGCGGCGAGACGGAAACGCACGCCAUGCCCUCCAUCAGCAGCGAGCGGGCCGCCCUGUGCGCCGGCUGCGGGGGCAAGAUUUCGGACCGCUACUACCUCCUGGCGGUGGACAAGCAGUGGCACAUGCGCUGCCUCAAGUGCUGCGAGUGCAAGCUUAACCUGGAGUCCGAGCUCACCUGCUUCAGCAAAGACGGCAGCAUCUACUGCAAGGAGGACUACUACAGGAGAUUCUCCGUCCAGCGCUGUGCCCGCUGCCACCUGGGCAUCUCGGCCUCGGAGAUGGUGAUGCGCGCCCGAGACUCGGUUUACCACUUGAACUGUUUCACCUGCUCGACGUGCGCCAAGAUGCUGACCACGGGCGACCACUUCGGCAUGAAAGACAACCUGGUUUACUGCCGGCUGCACUUCGAGGCGCUGCUCCAGGGGGAGUACCAGCUGCACUUCAACCACGGCGAGGGGGCCCCCGGCAAAGGGCCCGCGCUGGGCUCCGCCGCUCCGCUAGGACUACCCUACUACAACGGCGUGGGCACCGUGCAGAAGGGCCGGCCCAGGAAGAGGAAGAGCCCCGGGCCCGGCACCGACUUGGCUGCCUACAACGCAGCUUUGAGCUGCAAUGAGAACGACGGGGACCACCUGGACAGAGACCAGCAAUACCCCAGCAAUCAGAAAACAAAGCGCAUGAGGACCUCUUUCAAACACCACCAGUUGCGGACAAUGAAGUCUUAUUUUGCUAUUAACCACAAUCCAGAUGCCAAGGACUUGAAACAGCUUGCUCAGAAAACGGGCCUGACCAAGCGGGUGCUCCAGGUCUGGUUUCAAAACGCGCGAGCUAAAUUCAGACGGAACCUUUUACGCCAAGAGAACACAGUGGUGGACAAGGCCUCUGACUCAACACUCCAAGCUGGCACUCCAUCCGGCCCUGCGUCUGAAAUCUCCAACACCUCUAUGAGCCCAUCCAGCACCCCCACCACAUUAACAGACUUGACAAACCCCAGUAUGCCGUCAGUCACCUCGGUCUUGACCUCAGUGCCGGGGGGCCUGGAGGUCCAUGAAUCCCGGAGCCCCUCACAGACGACGCUGACAAAUCUUUUCUGAUGACUCUCUCUUUCUCUCUUUUUUUUCUUUGAAAAAGAAAUUAUUCUUAGUUGAAUUCCAAGUGUAUUUUUACUAGAGACUUUUUCACAGCUGGGCUAGCCACAGUGUAGGGUCUUUCUGGGCAGCAGAAGAACAGCAUUGCGGUUUGGUCCAACAGUCACCAGGUGGACUGAAGAAUAACUUGGAAGAGCAACUGGCCACACAACAUUUGUGUCAAUGUACAGUUUUGUGGACUGGGCAAGGGAAACAGCAAUUAAUUUAAGUUGGCUAAAGCUUCUGUAAUUUUCAAAGACUGACACGUGCCUUAUGUACUGUUCUCCACCCUUUAGAUCACACACAUCCUGCCCCCCCCCCGAUUCCUUCUUCCUUUUUCCUCUCUGUAUAUUUAUGACCAGGGCAAAAAACAAACACAAAAAGGAAGGUAAAAUGUUAAUAAGAGUUUUGUUACUUUGAAUUAGUCCUAAGCCCUUCAUUGGUUGUUCUGAUGUUUUAGAAUUUUAAAAGUGAAAAGUCUGUUCAGCUAUCAGAAUUUGUAAAAAUCUAACCAGUAAUAAAACCACUUAA
This is a messenger RNA of Rhineura floridana, 2131 nucleotides long. It is a transcript of the gene LHX2, whose product is annotated as LIM homeobox 2. Gene Ontology annotation, cellular component: nucleus. Gene Ontology annotation, biological process: neuron differentiation; regulation of transcription by RNA polymerase II. Gene Ontology annotation, molecular function: DNA-binding transcription factor activity, RNA polymerase II-specific; RNA polymerase II transcription regulatory region sequence-specific DNA binding. The record is from RefSeq and is a predicted model, not a curated record. NCBI's taxonomy places the organism in Eukaryota, Metazoa, Chordata, Lepidosauria, Squamata, Rhineuridae. The transcript has 5 exons. Bases 371 to 1567 code for a protein of 398 amino acids.